CUAAAUUUAGCGACACGGAAAGCGCUGGAGCGCAUCGCCGCCGCAGCGACGUGAGAUUCAGGGGCCGGAGGCCGUCGCGACUGUAGAUCCCCAGUUGGCGUCGCCGCCGCAUCUUCCUCCAGUCCUCGUCGGUUUCGUCCCCAAUUGGAGCGCGCGAGACAAUUCGGGCCAUGGCGAUGCUCCGAUCUGCUAUUCGUCUCGCUUUCCGGCAGUCGGCGCCGGCCCCUCGCUUCUUCGGGAACGUUGGCCGCCGCAACCCUGCAUCCACGAUCACAUCGAAACGGAAUUAUUUCAACAGUAGCGAGUAUGACUUUGUGAAGGAAGACUUUACGGACCCCUGGAAUGCAGUAGACUUUUUAAUUGGUGGCUUUGGUUUUGCCAUAGGGCUUUUGUUCUAUCACAAUUUGAAAACAUCCAGGUACAAUACGGCACACUAUGUACAGAAAUCCACUUCUGAUACUGGUCAUUAUGGACAGGAGAAAGCGGAGAAAAAAGAAUUGUCAGAAGUGUCCAUGUCUAACUGAAACUUGGUCUCGGUGGUGAUAUGUUCUACUUGUAUGGGUUCAUUGGCGAGCAGAUGUAUGAGAAGAAAUCUAAUAAAGAGAGAAGUACACUGUGCUGCUGUUCUGUCAGAGUUUUCUACAUUUGUUUGUGUUUUUU
Molecule: messenger RNA, 660 nt
Organism: Lolium perenne
Lineage: Eukaryota; Viridiplantae; Streptophyta; Magnoliopsida; Poales; Poaceae
Source: RefSeq, a predicted model, not a curated record